CCAUGGAGAUCUCGCUGGGCCAGUGGCUUCUCAUCCUGUUCCUGGUGGUGGUCCCGCUGCUGUACGAAUGGAGCACCACCUUCAAAUACUUCUGCAAGAUGGCGUUCUACAACGGCUACAUCCUCUUCCUGGCCGUCAUCGUCAUCCCUGCCUGCGCCGUGCGCGGGCGCAACGUGGAGAAUAUGAAGAUAAUCCGUUUCAUGAUGCUGCAUGUGAAAUACCUGUACGGGAUCAAGAUUGACGUGCGGGGGACGGAGAACUUCAACAUCAAAGAGCCUUACGUGAUCGUGUCCAACCACCAGAGCUCCCUUGAUUUGCUCGGGUUGAUGGAAGUGCUGCCGGACCGGUGCGUGCCAAUCGCCAAGAAGGAGCUGAUGUACAUGGGCACCGUGGGGCUGGCUUGCUGGCUGGGGGGCAUCAUCUUUAUCAACCGCAAGAAAACUGACGACGCCAUCAGCGUCAUGUCUGAAGCUGCCCAAACCAUGCUGAGUGAGGAUGUUCGGGUCUGGGUGUUCCCAGAGGGCACUAGGAAUCACAGUGGCUCCAUGCUGCCCUUCAAACGGGGUGCCUUCCAUUUGGCUGUGCAAGCCCAGGUUCCUCUCAUCCCAGUUGUGAUCUCAUCGUAUCGGGAUUUCUACAGUAAGAAGGAAAGACGCUUCACCACAGGGCGCUGCACGGUCCAGAUCCUGCCUCCCAUGCCCACGAAGGGGCUGAGUGCUGAAGACGUGCCGGACCUGACGGAUCGGGUGCGCCAGGCCAUGCUCAUUGCCUUCGAGGGGCUCUCGGUGGAGCUGGGCGCCCCACAGUGACCCCCCGACAACACCUCUUUCCCCCAACUUCCGGCCCUAGAGAGCUACAGGGUGGGACUGGGAGCAGCUGACGCCCACGGGCAGCCAUUGAGACGGGGCCGCCGGGGCAGAAGAGGGCAGCGCUGAUCCCAACGGUGGACUCAGGACCGGCGACAGCAGAGGCAGCGACGGCAGCAGACGCGCUACAGCCAAGCAUGGAGACGAGGGCUGAUCUGCAACAAUGGGGGUGGGGCUUGACUUGGCCACGCCCACAAGGAGCCCUAUGAGCGGAGUUGAUCCCAGCCCCCGCCCGUUGCCAUCUUCAGUUUGGCACCAGAAUUCUAGCCUACUCUCUCCCCCCCCCUUCCCUACCCCCCCCCCGCCACACACCCGGAAGGUGGUACGGUCCUUUCCAAGUCUCCUCGUUGCCUUCUUCCCUGUCACGUUGAUGGCGAACUCCUCUGCUUGAGCUGCUGGACUCGACCACUCCGAUCCCCUGUUCGGGGAAGCAUAUUAUGGGCUGGCGGACAAGGACCUUGUAAACUGAGCAGGAGCGGUGGACCGGAUCUGUUCUAGCCUCUUGCAGGGCGCUGAGAAGGAGCAGUAGAGUUGGCGUGAACUUCAGGAUGUGAAAUAGAGCAAUGUGGCGGACGGUAACACACAGACACACACACACGGCCCCUUCCAGCCUGUCAUUACAGGCACAAGUUCCAGGCAGGGUGAGGACAUGGCGCUGUUGACCGAUCGCUCCAUCUUGCCUGCAGCGGCAGCAGGGGCGGAACGACCCCCUCGCUGAGGCGGACGCUGCGGACCGACGUACUCGAACCCCUGCGGAGGGCGGGGGAUCCGGGGUGUGCCUGAAGGCCUUGCUUGGACGGACGGACAGAUGGAUGGAUGGACUGGCUGUAAUAAAAUCAUGGACCGACCCACCUCCCCACAGCAGGGACUUGAUGAGAAAAGCCGAAAGAAUGUGGGCAUUUCUCGGCUCUGUUCCGUCACCUGCCGGUGAGGAGGGCACGGAAGAGCGACUACCCUGGGCAUGGAGGAGCGAGAUCAUGUGGACUCCCCCACUGCUUGCGGGGUUACGCCUUGGCCAGUUUGGUGUGGGGAGGUAGAAAGGGGGAAGGGAAACUAUGAAUCUAUGGGGUGGGAGGGCAAGAAGAGAGAAACGGGUGUGCCAGGAGACACUGUUGGCCAGACAGUCACGCCUUCUCGGGCAUACUCCCUCUCUGUUGGUAAAACACCUGAACUCCUGGAAGGAGAGGCGAAAUGGGUGCCUUAUUCCAAGGCGAACGUGAGU
Elgaria multicarinata webbii is the source of this 2088-nucleotide messenger RNA. It is a transcript of the gene AGPAT1, whose product is annotated as 1-acylglycerol-3-phosphate O-acyltransferase 1. The record is from RefSeq and is a predicted model, not a curated record. Gene Ontology annotation, molecular function: 1-acylglycerol-3-phosphate O-acyltransferase activity. The transcript has 6 exons. Gene Ontology annotation, cellular component: membrane; endoplasmic reticulum. Gene Ontology annotation, biological process: phosphatidic acid biosynthetic process. Bases 3 to 809 code for a protein of 268 amino acids. NCBI's taxonomy places the organism in Eukaryota, Metazoa, Chordata, Lepidosauria, Squamata, Anguidae.